Messenger RNA from Dermacentor andersoni, 1128 nucleotides. RefSeq names its product ubiquitin-conjugating enzyme E2 Z-like. Gene Ontology annotation, biological process: negative regulation of apoptotic process. The record is from RefSeq and is a predicted model, not a curated record. Gene Ontology annotation, cellular component: nucleus. Gene Ontology annotation, molecular function: cysteine-type endopeptidase inhibitor activity. NCBI's taxonomy places the organism in Eukaryota, Metazoa, Arthropoda, Arachnida, Ixodida, Ixodidae.
ACGUAAACAAUCGAGGUUGCUUCCGAGGCUUCUUAAUUUGUGGCCUACAGAACAAACCUUCCUUGAUCCUGCGACAUUCUUCGAGGUCUUUCGACACGAGGUUCGCGCUGGGGAUAGGCACGUGACCGCUGACGUCGUAGACGAAGUGAAGCAGCUCGCACACUGCGCUUCAGCGUCGGACGUCCGAAGGGCCGGGAUCCGGUUUCGCUCCCCCCCUCCCCAAAAAAAAACUCGCCGAUCUGCUUCGCCCGCGCCCUUAAAGAAAUCUUUCAAUACGCCACAAUGAUGGCCAGCAACUGGGACCCGCUGGAAUACCAGCACGAGGUGCCGACCCCGCAGUGCUUGGUCAGGGUCAAGAAGGACAUCGCCGAGUUCAACGCGCAGCCGCCGGCGAGGCUCUUCAUAUCGCCCGACGAAGACGACAUCACCAAGGUCCACGUCCUCAUGCUGGGAGCGCCGGGCUCACCGUACGAAGGCGGAUUCUUCCAGUUCUUGCUCAAGUUCCCUCAAGAUUACCCGCUGCGCCCACCCCGCGUACGCUUCCUGAACACGGACGGCGGGAGACUGCGAUUUCACAUACACCUCUACACGAACGGCAAGGUAUGCGUGUCCACCCUGGGCACGGGAGGCGGCCCGUGCAACUGGAGCCCAGCCCAGUCGCUCUCGAGCACGCUCGUCUCGAUCCAGUCUCUGCUGAGCGACAACCCGUACUACGACGUGUACCCUCAGGAAAAGGCGCCGGGUGACUCGGAGUGCUACAACAUCUACAUCCAGCACGAGACGAUCCGGGUGGCCGUGUGCGAACAAGUGGACGCGGCCCUCAGGGAGGAUGCCCAGUGCCCGCCUGCCUUGAGGAAGGUCAUCCUCGAGUCGUUCCUCGAGUCGUACAACAAGUACGAGGAGACAGUGAACGCGCGACUCCAUCAGACCGGCACGACGCUGAGGGACACGCUGAUGAACGUGACCAAGACAGCGCAGUACGAGACGCUGCUGACACGAUUGCAGAGCCUCAAGGACGAAAUCCAGAAGAAGAAAGAGGCAGAAGCUGCUGCUGCAGCGGCUGCGGAGGCGGCAGCGGCUGCGGAGGCGGCAGCGGUUGUGGCUACUGAUGCGAACGAAAACCUGUAA